GUCCUCCAGCAUGCCGCAUUUGCUUUCUUCUAUUUUCCCUAAUAUUUCCAUGCAAGAUCCAGAAAGGAUACAUUGUCUCUAGCCAGAAGCAAAGAUCUUCAUAGAACAGAAAGACUAAAAUGGGUCUGCUGAGCUCUAAAACCCUGAAGGCCAAGCAAGCCCACAUUCUUCUUCUGGGACUUGACUCUGCUGGGAAGUCUACUCUCCUUUAUAAAUUAAAGCUUGCCAAGGAUGUCACAACCAUUCCGACAAUAGGUUUCAAUGUGGAGAUGAUCCAGCUGGAAAGCAGUUUCUCACUCACAGUGUGGGAUGUUGGAGGACAAGAAAAAAUGAGAACCGUUUGGAGCUAUUACUGUGAGAAUACUGACGGGCUGGUGUACGUUGUGGAUAGUACAGACCAACAGCGACUGGAAACCUCCCGGAAAGAAUUUAAGCAUAUUUUGCAGAAUGAACAUAUUAAAAAUGUGCCUGUUGUCAUAUUGGCUAACAAACAAGAUGUGCCUGGAGCGCUGACAGCUGAGGACAUCACCAGAAUGUUUAAAGUAAAGAAGCUCUGCAGUGACCGGAACUGGUACGUGCAGCCCUGCUGUGCCAUCACAGGCGACGGACUGAUUGAAGCAUUCAGGAAACUAACAGGGUUUGUGAAAAGCCGCAUGAAAUCGAGAGAUACUUUUGCAUUCAUCAAGCAGAAAUGAGGCUGUGGAAAGGUCCAAGCUUUAAAAGAGAUGCUCAUGACAGUACGGUAACUGUUUUCCAUGACAAAUGAGAAAAGCAAGUACCUGAGUUGGUAAACUUUUUUCAGAUCUUGUUUCUCCUAAUUUCAGCUAAACAAAUCUAGAAAAUACCUAGAUUUUAGCUGAGCGCUUUCAAAACCCUGUCGUAAUGAUCACUAAGAAGGUUUUAUUAUAUUUGCAAAAUUUUAACAUGUUGGAUGAUCCAGAAUA
This is a messenger RNA of Octodon degus (degu), 944 nucleotides long. It is a transcript of the gene Arl14, whose product is annotated as ADP ribosylation factor like GTPase 14. The transcript has a single exon. Gene Ontology annotation, biological process: vesicle-mediated transport; intracellular protein transport. Bases 120 to 695 code for a protein of 191 amino acids. The record is from RefSeq and is a predicted model, not a curated record. Gene Ontology annotation, cellular component: cytoplasm. NCBI's taxonomy places the organism in Eukaryota, Metazoa, Chordata, Mammalia, Rodentia, Octodontidae. Gene Ontology annotation, molecular function: GTPase activity; GTP binding.